This is a messenger RNA of Laccaria bicolor S238N-H82, 1875 nucleotides long. RefSeq lists its product as uncharacterized. The record is from RefSeq and is a predicted model, not a curated record. Lineage: Eukaryota; Fungi; Basidiomycota; Agaricomycetes; Agaricales; Hydnangiaceae. The coding region runs from base 1 to 1875 and encodes 624 amino acids. The transcript is spliced from 4 exons.
AUGCAUUCAAGGUCUUCCAGGGUAUACAUAAUACUUGCACAACUUGCAGGCCAGGCGGUCCAAAUUUACGUUUUAACGUUCCUGAAAUCUCGUCGGACACGUUCAAUUCCGCUUGUUCAAGAGCAGUAUGCAUGUUACGCCAAACCCCUCGACACCUACGAAUGUAUCAUCAAUGCCCAGGACAUGAAUCUAUCAUCCAGACUUCAAGGAGGAAGUCUGUCAAGAUUGGUCGUCGACAGAAAGAGGCCGAAUUUACAGAAAUCAACGAUGCAUGGAUUUGGGCUUGUGCGAAAGCUACGACUUCAAAGAAUAUUGUCUCCAUCGCGCCCUUUCAACCCACCGAACAUGAAGCCCGUAACUUUUUUGCGCAAUGCUUGGCGGAGGAAGGAACGCAAGACGGAGAGUAGGCGCGACGGGUCGAUUGGCACCGCAGAAGGACCUGAAUUCUCGACUCCUCACCUGCCUUUCUCGACGCAAUCCGAGUUACCCGUUAUCACUCUCGCCAUGAACAACCCUACCCUUCAAAAGGACCUGAGCACCUCCAUAGAGGAGGCGUGGUUGAGGCGAUCAGUAUAUGGAAUCUCCACACUGAAGACGGAUGACCUGGAGAACGAGGGUCGUUCCGACCAUCCGUUCGCGCAGACAGGUCAUUAUGAAUCUCCUCUGAAUGCCAGAUAUAAUGGAAACAGACUCCCGCUCAAUGAUACCUGCGGACAGCGGAAUGUAGUUCGUGGCCCUCCAAUUGUCACUAAGAAUUCUGUCCCUACUUCCCUCACUGGUCAGAAUUCGCUGGGCUAUCCGACCCGAAAGACAAACUCGUCACCCCAGAGGCAACGAGCGGGUUCAGCUACCGUACCAGCACGUUCUCCCACCUGCGUAACGUUCGCCGUCGCUUCCGCGGCCCCACGGCCUUCAUCAUUGCGUUCUGCUCUUCCUAAUUUUCGGAAGGAUGGCGAUCUGGGGAAGGUUUCCAAGUCUCAAGGGGCCAUCGUGCGCGAUAUCCCACGUUACGAGCUGCAGAGGGAGCCUUUCUCUGCACCUCCGUUCAUGACAUGUUUUCAACUGGUGGAUGACGUUCAACCUGUCAUUUAUCGACCCAAGGUCGACACCACUACCUCACUAAACGAGAAGGUAUCUAGAAGAACAGUAGAUGCCAUUUUGGAUUUAUCGUCCUUUUCGAAGCCGCGUAGUCUUUACGCCGCGACUGGGUCUACUCCCUACCUUCCUUUUGUGGAAGCGUGUUCCUCCAACCCAGAAUUGCAUUUGGGUGAUCGUGCAAGAUCCCAUGCUGAUGUUGAUUCCUUCCCACUCUCUCUCUUCCCAACACCCCCUCCAUUAGUAGUAAGGAGGAAGAAGAGGGUUCCCAAACCGCUUAUCCUGCACCCUUCCUCCGUGCCACACUGUACAUCUAUCCAGUUCUCACCUUCGCCUGGGGGCAGCUCGAUUGAUUCCACACCGCUUGCUACUCCAGCGUCACCCCAAUCGCUGCUACCGCCGUUAUCUCCAUCCUCGUCUAGUCCAAUUUCUUUGGGAAAGAGGACAUAUGCGCGUUCUGCAUCCAGCAUCUUACCUCCGCAAUAUGCCCCGCCCGACAGUCCAUUGCCGAUGCCACCUACAUCACCAAAACGCGGCCCAGCAACUAUCGACUCGAGUCGAAGUCUUCGAGUCGCACGAUCAUCCGAUAUCUUGCGCCAACCCCCUGUGCCGUUCCCCGCCUCGCAUCGUCUUUCCUUCAGUGAGCCCAUUUCGGAAUUGGACCACAACACCCUCAAUUUGACCAAACCAACGAGUUUGGCGUCACGAACCUAUUCAGAGUCAGCGGAGAGAAGACGGUCCUCUUUGGGUGCCCAGGUUCAAUGGGGAUAUGCUCUGUAA